Messenger RNA from Prunus persica (peach), 1400 nucleotides. RefSeq lists its product as uncharacterized. The coding region runs from base 220 to 1260 and encodes 346 amino acids. Gene Ontology annotation, molecular function: cyclase activity. NCBI's taxonomy places the organism in Eukaryota, Viridiplantae, Streptophyta, Magnoliopsida, Rosales, Rosaceae. The transcript has 2 exons. Gene Ontology annotation, biological process: sesquiterpene biosynthetic process. The record is from RefSeq and is a predicted model, not a curated record.
GUCUGUUUGCUUUUUCUAGUCUGACAAAUAUCCUUCUGUUCCGGCCGGAGGACAUAUGUCACUGGCUGAAGACCGGUAAUUGGGAAAGACUUGGUGAAGGCAGACAAGAAAAAUGAAGUAAUGUUUGCAUGUGAACCUCUCUGAUUAUUUGUUCACCAUCCAUAGCUCUCUUCUCUUAUCACAGAAGUAUAGAAACUCAGAGUCUCAGAAAAUUGGCUAAUGACAACAAUGUGCUUACUUAGCGAUGAAAGUCACAGAAGAGAUGAAAUCUCAGGAUCUGUACCUUCUUCAAAAUGCCAACGUUUGCGAGAAUGUUUCAAUGGGAUUCUUACUCAGAAGAUUGAUUGGGCAUCCAUGAGUAAAAUCUGCAAAAAGUGGAUCAAGAACCCUCUGAAUAUGGCCAUCCUUUUAUGGAUAAGUUGUGUUGCCGUCUCAGGAGCAAUCCUAUUUCUUGUGAUGACGGGAAUGUUAAACAGCGUCCUGCCCGAGAAGUCAGAGAGAAAUGCCUGGUCUGAGAUCAACAAUCAAAUCCUCACUGCUCUCUUUACUCUUAUGGCUCUUUACCAACACCCAAAGAGGAUCUACCACCUUGUACUUCUGUUGAGAUGGAAGCCAAAGGAUGUCUCAUUGCUUAGAAAAAUGUACUCUAGGAAUGGUACUUACAAACCCCAUGAAUGGGCACACUUUAUGGUGGUAGUUUUUUUACUCCAUUUGAAUUGCUUUGCUCAGUAUGCCUUGUGUGGGCUUAACUUGGGAUACAAAAGAUCUGAGCGACCUGCUGUUGGUGUCGGUAUCUGUCUUUCGGUUGCAAUUGCUGCCCCUGCAAUAGCAGGUGUGUACUGCAUUGUUAGCUCCCUCGGGAAGGAGUAUGAAGUUGAUCAUGAUGCGCAGGAUCAUAUUCCCACUAAUGGCACAAGCCGGUCCAGCCACUCGAUGAUGAAGUCAUUCAAGAGGACAUUUUCAUGUGCAUCUAGAGAUGGCCAAAGGAUUUCUGAGAAUGCACCUCAAUGGAGAGGGGAUGACAAGCCUGUGCUAUCGCCCUUACCGCGUGAAAGUGGAAUUACUGAAUAUAGAUUUCAUCAAACUUCUCUACUUUGGAAGAAGCCUACAAGUCCAAGCACACUUCAAAAAGAUUACCGUAGUCUAGAUAGACAGAUCCCCAAGGUGAAAGAGGAAUCUACAAUGGAGCCCCCUGUACCAUUGAUUUUGCAGAGGGAAGAGAAUAUCCAACCAAAGACACAAAAAGGAAGGAAUUAUUAGGGAAGUUCUGGAAAGACUACAGGAACUAUUUGUGAUCUUGAUAAACUCAUUUUCUUCGGCAUCUUUAUAUGUAGAAUGUUGAAAUGAAAUAUAAGCUUAUAUUACACUUCAAAUACAUACAUAUUGGAAAAUUUUGAUUC